ACAUGGCAUGCGCUUCAAGCGCUAGUGCAAGUCAAACGUAGUGUCGAAGUCGAAUAGAAGCGGUGAUAUAUUUAAUAGAUAGGCUAAUUUUUAGUAAACUCGGCAUCGCCCGAUACCAAAUUAACGGUUAAAUACUUAGGAUAAGUUUACAACAUUCCUUGAAAUCAUACUCAGCACUGGAAUAUACCGAGGAAUCGUCCACGAUACCCUUAUAGUGAGUGAAAAAAAUGAGUUACAAGAAUAGUACUCGUAUUUGUUGAGCCAUGACAGUGUAAAUCCAAGAGGAUUUGGACUAUUUUGACAUUAAUCCUUCAACGUCUUUGUGAAGUGCAGAAUAAACUUUGAAAUCCAAGGACCUCCACUUGCAGUUUACCAUAAAAAUACUAUAAGCCAAAUAAUACCAGGAAGAUGCGAGAGUACAAGAUCGUUGUGUUGGGUUCGGGGGGUGUAGGCAAAUCAGCACUAACAGUGCAAUUCGUGCAAGGAAUUUUCGUAGAAAAAUAUGAUCCGACAAUAGAAGACAGUUAUAGGAAACAAGUCGAAGUCGAUGGACAGCAAUGCAUGUUGGAAAUUUUAGAUACUGCUGGAACUGAACAAUUUACUGCUAUGAGAGAUUUGUACAUGAAAAAUGGCCAGGGAUUCGUUUUGGUUUAUUCAAUUACGGCUCAGUCAACAUUUAACGAUCUCCAAGACCUCCGAGAGCAAAUUCUUAGAGUCAAGGAUACAGAUGAUGUCCCAAUGGUUUUAGUUGGAAAUAAAUGUGAUUUGGAAGAUGAAAGAGUUGUAGGCAAAGAGCAAGGCAGCGUCCUGUCUCGCCAGUUCAACUGUGCCUUUAUGGAAACUUCUGCCAAAGCCAAAAUUAAUGUUUACGAUAUAUUUUAUGAUCUAGUUCGACAAAUUAAUAAAAAAUCUCCAGAGAAGAAACAAAACAAGAAAAAGAAAUCGCUUUGUGCGCUUCUAUAAAAUAACUGCACUUGGAACCAAAAAGUACAUUUAAAAAAUAAAGACUAUCACAUACUAUAAAGGUGCAACAGUGUAAAAGCGUGAGGCAGGUGCGGACUCGCGGUACAACUGCGGUUGAGAAUUUGAAAUAAGUAUAGCCCUAUAUAAAUGUUCUUUUAAAAGUCGCCGAAUAAUCUAUGUUGUCCGUCAUUUUCCAAAAGUUAAGGUUGUUAAUUAGAUGCAAUUUUAGUGAUAGGGUAUUUAAAAAUACUGCCAAUUUGUGGUGUCAAAUAGAAGUAGAUCUUUUAAGCACUCCUGCCGAGUACCUUAAACUUUCAGACAUCUUUAUAGGACAAUACUUUUAGCAACAGAAAAUCUUGUACUGGGCGAAAGCAACGUUUCUUUGUCUGCAAAUUCCUCAAUUACUAAGCUAUGGCUCAUUAAGAAAAGCUGGAAUGUUGUCAAAAGUUCUAUAUUUUACUUAUCUUGAGUGUCACCACUGCUUAUAUCACCAAUGUUUAGAUUGACCUUAACUUUGUGCUACAUGUGGCACUAAGGCGUUUCAAGUGUAGGUCGGACCUUCGCGUCAUUGUGAUAGUAAAUCCCUUUGGUGCUUAAACUAGCCGGUGUUCUUCAUGCUAUGAUAAUUUAGAAUAGAAAAGUUUUCCUCGCUAGUUGUGUUGAAUUUUAUAUCUAAUCACACGAAACCAAACGUUUACGUUACUAUUAAAAUACUUUAAAAUUCAAUCUGUUAAGUCUUCCAUUUGUAACAUCUACAUGUGUAAUUGGGUUUUUAACUAUAAAAGUCUCAUUAAUUAAUAAUUUAAGCAGUGGUGUAACAUAGACGUUAAUUUGACAAUAUAACAUUUAUUGGUAUGGCAGUUUUUUUUUCACAUUUAACAUACUUUGAAAGCGGAUUAGUGUACAGGGUGUAGGAGAUUUAAAAUAGAGAAGCAUAACGGCAGAGAGGAUUAUUAAAUUAAAUAUCGGAAUAUGUUUUUGAGCCUUUGGAAGGAAGACCUAUGUAUUGUGUGUACAGGGUGAAUUAUUUUCAAAUUGAUUCUUAGAUCUGGUAAAUUGAAACUGAAAUUAAUUAAACGCCUAUUGUUUUUUUACCCAUUAGAAGAAAAUACCAAUAAGUUCGCUGGUAUAAAACAGUGCAAUGGCUUUUUUAACACAGCGAUCUGUAUAUGCCAAGAUAAUUCAUACUGUACAUGUAGGGGCUUAUGUAUAUUGGUUUUAUAGUUCAGUCUGGAUAUACUGCGAUUCACUUAGAUUUAAAUUCACAACACAUAAACUUGCAUAAUGUAUUUAAAUAUCCAAAUAUGUUUAUUUUAUGUAUUUAGAACAAACAUUGGAAUUUUAUAAUAUGAGUUAUAGUUUUCAUUUGAAUUGUAUAAAUGCUUCUGUCUUUUAUAAUGGCUAACUAAAUAAAUAUUAGAUUAAUUUGUUCUUGAAUACUAAUAAAAGAUCAUUUAAAGGA
This is a messenger RNA of Dendroctonus ponderosae (mountain pine beetle), 2425 nucleotides long. RefSeq names its product ras-related protein Rap1 (gene Rap1). The transcript is spliced from 5 exons. The record is from RefSeq and is a predicted model, not a curated record. The coding region runs from base 409 to 963 and encodes 184 amino acids. Gene Ontology annotation, biological process: negative regulation of synaptic vesicle exocytosis; cellular response to cAMP; Rap protein signal transduction. Lineage: Eukaryota; Metazoa; Arthropoda; Insecta; Coleoptera; Curculionidae. Gene Ontology annotation, cellular component: plasma membrane. Gene Ontology annotation, molecular function: GDP binding; GTPase activity; GTP binding.